Messenger RNA from Loxodonta africana (African savanna elephant), 2139 nucleotides. It is a transcript of the gene RAP2B, whose product is annotated as RAP2B, member of RAS oncogene family. The transcript has a single exon. NCBI's taxonomy places the organism in Eukaryota, Metazoa, Chordata, Mammalia, Proboscidea, Elephantidae. Gene Ontology annotation, biological process: Rap protein signal transduction; negative regulation of cell migration. The record is from RefSeq and is a predicted model, not a curated record. Bases 118 to 669 code for a protein of 183 amino acids. Gene Ontology annotation, molecular function: GDP binding; GTPase activity; GTP binding. Gene Ontology annotation, cellular component: plasma membrane.
GCUCCCGGGCUUUCCUUCGGCGCCGAGUUAGGGGAGGAGUGCAGCCGCCCAGCCCCAGGCUUCCCCGGGCGCUGCCCCGACGGGGCCGCGGCAGGCGCGGCGCGAGCCGACGGAGCCAUGAGAGAGUACAAAGUGGUGGUGCUGGGCUCGGGCGGCGUGGGCAAGUCCGCGCUCACCGUGCAGUUCGUGACCGGCUCCUUCAUCGAGAAGUACGACCCCACCAUCGAGGACUUCUACCGCAAGGAGAUCGAGGUGGACUCGUCGCCGUCGGUGCUGGAGAUCCUGGACACGGCGGGCACGGAGCAGUUCGCGUCCAUGCGGGACCUGUACAUCAAGAACGGCCAGGGCUUCAUCCUCGUCUACAGCCUGGUCAACCAGCAGAGCUUCCAGGACAUCAAGCCCAUGCGGGACCAGAUCAUCCGCGUGAAGCGGUACGAGCGCGUGCCCAUGAUCCUGGUGGGCAACAAAGUGGACCUGGAGGGCGAGCGCGAGGUCUCCUACGGCGAGGGCAAGGCUCUGGCCGAGGAGUGGAGCUGCCCCUUCAUGGAGACGUCGGCCAAAAACAAAGCCUCGGUGGACGAGCUGUUCGCCGAGAUCGUGCGGCAGAUGAACUACGCGGCGCAGCCCAACGGCGACGAGGGCUGCUGCUCGGCCUGCGUGAUCCUCUGAGGCGCCCGCGGUGGCCGCGCGCCGGCCGCGCUCUGCGCACAAAAGCCAAACGCACCCGACUCUCUAAUGUGAUUUCUUUUCUUGCUUUGAGAUUGGAGACGACUUUGCAUUGGCCGAGGUGUCCCGGGAGCCCGGCUGGCCUCCGCGGUCGGCGUCCCCUGCCUCCUCCCCGUGUCCCAGAGGUGUCCGCUUCUGACCAUCCGAGACCCCGAUGGAAAUGUAGCCCUUUGCAGCGUGUACGUUUCUCAUUGAUUUUGGUCGACGCGUGUGUCCCCGUUUAAGUCGCCGUUAGGGCGCCGUAUUGGCAGCUUGAUACCCGGCAAGCAAAAGUUUCAGCCUGGAAAAAAAAAAAAAUGGGGGUGGGGUGGAGGAAGAGGAUGGGGAGAAUGGAGGAAAGGGAGGUCUUUUUUUUGGGGGGGGGUCAACAACCGUUUUCUAGUUCCAACUUUUAAAUACAUGGAAGGAAGUCCGGGAGAAGCAUAUGAAGGAGCAGGAGGAGACGAAGAAACUUGCUUUGUUUUGUUUUUUCCCCUUGUUUUCCAAGGAGAAGCUGGAAAUUCAGAUCGGGUUCCCUUUCUGCCAGCUUGGAAGGGCGACCCCGUGACUGAUUGUGAUUCUGACGAUGUCUAUGCAAAGUUGGAUUCUUGUUACAGUGUAUCCAAUCUGAAGUAUUGCACAUCUGAACUGGGACUGUUAACACUGAUGCCGAUACAGUGUGGGGUGCCAGAAAGUGUCUGCUGAUAUUUGUGGAAAAAAAUCUAUUUUGUUUACCUACUGUAUCAAGGGGGAGUCUGCGGGGAGAAUGGUAGUAGUUUUUUUUUUUUUUAUCAGCUGUGAAAAAAAAAUGUUACAGGUUGCACAUUUUUGUGUACUAUUGUGUGUGUGUGCUUUUUUUAUUUUUUAGUUUCUUUUUGCCUUUUUUUUUUGGUUGGCAGUAACAGAUUUGGACGCCUAGCUCUUUAAAAUACAGUACAAAGACUUCCUACAUGUGAUUCAGGGCCCCCAGCACCCCUGUGUCUGCAGAGUGCCUUCAAAACUCAGCUGUUCCAGCCGGUGCCAACCUGUGAACUUCCCACCGUAACCCAGUAUCUGCUGUUCCCCACUCAACUUCCAAGUUUCCUUCCAGUCAUCUUCCUCAGCAAACCAGGACAAUAGAGCCUGUUGUUCGGUGAAUUUCUUGAUUAUUUCCAGCCUUUAAAAUGUAAUUUUCAUGCCUUGCAAUUUUUGUUUGUUUGUUUUGCUUCAUUUCGUUCAGGUUUUCAGGUAUUAGCUCCCUUUUUUGUAUUAUUUUAUAAAUUUUUUUUUUUUUGGUUUUGUGUUCUAGAGUGUCCCUCCAGAAGCAAAGAGGAAAAUUUACUGUUGUGAUGUACCAAGAAGAUUCUAAUUGUAAUUUUUAAUUCCAGACAUGCUUUGCAUUGUUGUCUUUUCAUUUUAAGACUUUUAAUACAAAUGUCAUUUUUUAAAAACAAA